UUGUUAAGUUGGGAGAUGAAUCCUUUUAAUUGUUCAUUAUGUUAUCCACAGRGUGUUACCUGUGAGGAAUCAGAAGAUGGGAUACCACCGGAAUGGAUAAAGAUUCCUCAGGCCAGUCCUUCUAAUCUGCUCGCACUCAAAGUUGCUGUUCUGCCUGAAGACUUUGGGGCCAUUCGGCUGAACAUAAGUUGGGCCAUCAACAUCGACAAAAGCAUUUACUAUCUCACAGGAACUUGGAUCGAUAUAGGUGAUGAUAAAUACCGCUGUCGGUAUGAACCACCUUUCGAAGAAGUUGACCUCAGGGGUCUCGAACAGCUGUGGUUCUAUUACCUUGCACCUGCAGAACCAGGGUUCCAUCUGGUCAUCACUGCUUACAAUCUUCCGAAUCCGCCAGAGGGCGAAUUUUCCAAGUUUACGACAUGUAAUGUACCGUAUCCGACAUCAAAUGACCACACAGCUGAGUUGACCAGGCCUACUUCAAACCCCACUGUGACGCCCAACUCUGAUCAAAUGUAUGGAAUGCACUCAAAUUCCCACUUCACUGAGCUGCCGAAGGCAACUGAGGUCACUGUGUCAGUGCUGGUGGUGUACCCUGCAGAAAACCCUGUCUUCCAGAGAGCUGUGCUAGCUUUUGCUGAGUUCCUCCAGUGGCAUGGUGGCUGCCAGGUGGCUAUCGACAUGUGGCAGCGUGGCAGGCUGGCAGAGCAGGGCCCGAUGCGCUGGCUAGCAGAUCAAGCCAAAUCCGUAGCCAGGGUGAUGGUUGUAAGCCCGCAGCCCAACCACUGCCACACUGGCCCAGGGGAACACACAGUACCAGCCGCGGCUCAUGACCUGUUUCCUCUGGUGCUCAACAUGGUGGCAAGCCACACUCAAAGCCCCAACGAGCUGGCCAAGUUCUGGUUGGUGCACCUAGGCACGGCCCCGGAGAGGAGCGGCCUACCUGUGGAAUUGACAUCCUGUAGGGAAUUUAGUCUGAACAGGGACUUGGAGAAACUGUGUAGACACUUGCAUCAGCAGGGCUCCAAAAGACCAGGGUUAAUGUUCAGAUCAGGGUUGGCCUAUGGGGAGAAGGCGACAGGGAAGCUAAAGGAGGCUGUGCAGCAGUUAGAGGCAUGGCAAUGCUCUCAGCCAGGAGGUGCAGGGGAGGCAGCUCCUUUGACCAAAUUGAUGGCUAGACUGUAAGAACCUGAUGAUGCUGGUGUGAUGACAAACCCAGAGCUCUUUGACCACUUGUAAAGCAAUGGGACUGCAAAAAUGAGGGCAUGCUAACUUUUCUCACUUAGCUUUAAGAUUACUUUUUAAAUAGUUUAAUAUGUUAUUUUUCAUCAAAUGUUUCUGUUUUGGAAAUGAAACAAAUAUUCUAUGGCGUUGACAUUUCUUAUAUACUUAUUGAAUGUUUUGUUUAUGUAAAUAAAUACUUUAAUCUAAUUAUUGACUAACUUUAAUGAGUAUACAAUAUUACACUGUAUUUUUUCUUUAUAAAGCUUUGUAGUAUCACAUUUUGUAUAAGAUGCGCAUUUUCACACACUGAAUUGAAUGGAAAAUCAGAUCAAAGACCAUGGUUUCAAAGACAAUGGUUAUCAUGGUUUGUGAUAUUUUUCACUUCAUCUUACUCAAAAACAACAUAUGGAUUUCACAUGCUUAUAAAUAUGUGUCUAUAAUUGUUUACUACAGAAUUACUUUUCCCCUGAUUUCUACUGAACAAAAAUAUAAAUGCAACAUGCAACAAUUUCAAAGAUUUUACUAAGUUACAGAUCAUAUGAGGAAAUCAGUCAAUUGAAAUAAAUGUUUUUGUCACGUCUGCUCCCGCUCCCCCUCUCUGGCGCUCGAGGUCGCCAGGCUGCUUAUCAUUAUGUCGCCAGGCUGCUUAUCACACCUGUCACCAUUGUUACGAGCAUCAGCGCUUCAUCGGACUCACCUGGACUCCACUACGUUAUGAAUUACCUCCCCUAUGUCUGUCACUGCCUCAGUUUCUUUCCCAAGCCAGCAUUAAUGUUGUUAUGUGUCCCUUGUACAGACACUGUUCGUGUUAUGUUUCCUGUCUGUUUAUUCAUUAAAUAUUCACUCCCUGUA
Salvelinus sp. IW2-2015 is the source of this 2073-nucleotide messenger RNA. Its product is annotated as interleukin-17 receptor B. The record is from RefSeq and is a predicted model, not a curated record. NCBI's taxonomy places the organism in Eukaryota, Metazoa, Chordata, Actinopteri, Salmoniformes, Salmonidae. Gene Ontology annotation, molecular function: interleukin-17 receptor activity.